Molecule: messenger RNA, 2570 nt
Organism: Bombina bombina (fire-bellied toad)
Lineage: Eukaryota; Metazoa; Chordata; Amphibia; Anura; Bombinatoridae
Gene: GATA1
Product: GATA binding protein 1
Exons: 7
Coding region: 499-1596 (365 amino acids)
Biological process (GO): negative regulation of transcription by RNA polymerase II; cell fate commitment; positive regulation of transcription by RNA polymerase II
Cellular component (GO): nucleus
Molecular function (GO): zinc ion binding; RNA polymerase II cis-regulatory region sequence-specific DNA binding; DNA-binding transcription factor activity, RNA polymerase II-specific
Source: RefSeq, a predicted model, not a curated record
UUGCUGAGUGGCCGGUCCCUUCUCCUCCUGCUGGCUGCUCACAGAUGAUAAGAUGCUAUCUGAUUGUGAGAGACAAGUUUGGUAAGACUGACAUCAGAAUGAGAAGGGGGGUGAGACGAGGGAGUGAAAACAAAUUUUGUAGAAAAUUAAAACUGGAGAAUAUGGGAAAGAGCUGGAGAAAACUUAACCGUAUAUAAGAGGGGAGGACUAAGAAUAUUAGCGUAGUACAUUACAGCUGAUGGUGGACAGAGAGGAUGGGGAACUGAUAGAGACAAAGUGGAAGUGGAGAGCGAAGGAGAGGUGAACAGAUAUUUUGGGAGUUCAGAAGGACUGAUGGAUUUAGCUUGUGCAAGAUACAGAUAGACUGAAAGCAAAGGAGACCAGACUUGACCAAGGGAAAAGUGACAAUUUUCGGUUGAAACUCAAGAAAAAGGACCGUUACAAUAGACCUGUCUAGCAGGAGGUUACUUGGUAGCGUGUGCUAGGAUAUCUCCAGUAAUGGAUUUCACCCCCCUGUCAGGCCAGGAGACCCUCUCCCAUUACCCUGACUCAUCUCUUAUGCCACCCUCAGAUGAAUCUGAGUUCUUCUAUGGACUGGGGGGUGAUGGAAGUCCGUCUCACUAUGGGGGAUCUCUUGGUGCCAGAGCAGUGGGGGGAUUCAGGCAGUCUCCAGUGCUCCAGACAUUCACCUCUCACUGGUCAGAGACACCUGGACAUUCACACAGUGUGACCACUUAUGGGAGAAAUCCAGGAACCUAUUCCUUCUACCCUCAAGGUGUUACCCAAUUAGGUUCUCUAUCCACUUCCCCGCUAUACUCAUCUGCUCAGUUCCUGGUGGCUCCAGCCCCUUCUCUGGAACGUGAAGGAAGCCCCAAAUUCUUGGAGACUCUGAAGACAGAGAGGAUGAGCCCUUUAGCCUCUGAGCUUUUGACAUUAGAGCCAAAAAGUCCCAGCAGCCAAAGUCUACAUCAGAUGGGAUAUCUAGGAGGAGGGGGGCAGGACAUGAACACGAGUCUAUUCCAGAUAUCAGAGGAUCGUGAGUGUGUAAAUUGUGGAGCUACUGUAACUCCCCUUUGGAGACGGGAUGUUAGUGGUCAUUAUUUAUGCAAUGCAUGCGGUCUUUACCAUAAGAUGAAUGGACAAAAUCGCCCACUGAUUCGUCCCAAAAAACGACUGAUAGUCAGUAAGAGAGCUGGGACACAGUGCAGCAACUGCCAUACAACAACCACAACGCUGUGGAGACGCAAUGCAAGUGGCGACCCUGUGUGCAAUGCCUGUGGGCUGUACUACAAGUUGCACAAUGUGAAUCGCCCACUGACAAUGAAGAAAGAUGGUAUUCAAACCCGAAAUCGCAAAGUCACCAGCAAAUCCAAAAAGAAGAAGCAGAUGGAAGUUCCCUAUGACUUACCCAAAGGGGUACAAGAGGAAUCAGCUCUGUUCUCCCUGGCACCUAUUCUCAUCUCCAAUCAGAUAUCCCCAAUGGGAUCCAUGAUGCCCUAUGCUCCUCAGCCUCACUUAAUGACAUCCCCAAGGACCCCCCAAGGAAUCAGUUACAGACCACACAUGGUCACAGGGGCCACAUCUGCAUUCAGCUAACACAUAGGGACAGCUAGUAUCACCUUCCAAUGGGACACUGCCAGCAUGUAUAGGAUCAGCUUACUUUUUACAGGAAUAUGGCUAGUUCCCAUAAAGAGAUACAGACUGGAACACUGCCUGCCCCAAAGGACACUGCCAAUUAACCCUCUCCCUGCCCAGACCAUUAGCUGCCAUUCCCUCUGUCCUCUCACCACCCUUUGAUAUUGGGUGCCAGAUGCCUCAUUUUAUAAUUUUCUGUUUCCCACUGCAGGAAACCCCACUUCUCAGGUCAUUGUCAUAGUCUCAUAUAUAUAUAUAUAUAUAUAUAUAUAUAUAUAUAUAUAUAUAUAUAUAUAUAUAUAUAUAUAUAUACACACACAGUCAUAGUCAAAAUAUUGUCAUCCAUGCAUUUCUGUCAGAUAAUGCACCAUUUUUCCCAGACAAUUGUUGCAAUUACAAAUGUUUAGCCAUUCUUAUGUUUAUUUAUUUUGAUUGUAUUGGUAUGACACAAAAAAAUUGUAGAAAAAAAGUCAAACCUGACACAUUGACGCAAAACUCUUGGAAAAAAAUAACUGAAAUCAAUUGUUUCCUGUAACCAUCAAUGAGUUUCUUGCACUUCUCUACUGGAAUUUUGGACCACUCUUCUUUUGCCAACUGCUCCAGGUCUCUCAGAUUGGAAGAUUUCUUUUCCACAACUGCUGUUUUGAGAUCUCUCCACAGGUGCUCUAUGGGAUUGAGAUCUGGACUCAUUGCUGGACAGUUCAGUACUCUCCAGUGCUUUGUCUUAAACCAUUUCUGGGUGUUUUUUGAAGUGUGCUUUGGGUCAUUGUCCUGCUGUAAGACCAAUGGCCUUUGAUGGAGACCCAACUUUCUGACACUGGGCCCUACAUUGCACCACAUAAUUGUCAGUAUAUGGCCGGGUUAUAAUACUAUAUAUUUAAUAAUUAUUCUUUAAAACAAACCCCCAAUAAAAUGCAUAUACAAAACAAUCAAAA